This is a messenger RNA of Ostreococcus tauri, 2109 nucleotides long. Its product is annotated as Serine/threonine-protein kinase, active site. The record is from RefSeq and is a predicted model, not a curated record. Gene Ontology annotation, biological process: protein phosphorylation. Bases 1 to 2109 code for a protein of 702 amino acids. Gene Ontology annotation, molecular function: protein kinase activity; ATP binding. The transcript has a single exon. NCBI's taxonomy places the organism in Eukaryota, Viridiplantae, Chlorophyta, Mamiellophyceae, Mamiellales, Bathycoccaceae.
AUGUCCAGAGCGCGGGCGUACGUGCGAGCUGGGGUGGGGUGCGAGACCAUGAGCGUGGUGCGCGUGGCGUCUCGUGGACGGACGGUGCGCGGUCUCGGGUACGCGGUCACGUUUGAUGGGGUCGAGAGCGCGUGGGGCGGAUCGACGGAGACGCGCGAUGCGUGCGCGACGCGCGGCGGAUCGGAGAUCGAGGACGUGGACGGUGGGUUUGAGAUUACGUUUGAGGUCGUCGGAGAGGUGGAUGAUGAGGUGGAUGUGAGGUUGGUUCGGUCAGAUAGGACGAGAUACGCGCGGGAGGUACAUUUAGGGUCGUUGGCGCGCGCGUUGCGGGCGAUUGACGCGAACGCGACGAACGUCACGGCGACGAGAAAAGGAGUGAUGCGGGCGAAUCGACGCGAUCGAAGUGAUGCGUUUGAUCGAGUGAUUAGUGGACAGGGUGGGGUGCGAGCAAACUGGACGGAGAGCUUGAUCCUUCUCGUGGAUUCAGACAUUUCAAAGCGGCGCGAGGUGGUGUUUCGCGAAAUCGUCGUGGAGUCAUUCCUCGAUGGGCCAACCUACGACGAACGCGGUGGUACGAGCUACGUCAAUCCGAUCGCAAACACAACGAUGAGUGCCGAGAAGGAGUCGUACGAGCGCGCGAUCGAGACGCUGAGCGAUGCUCUGCGCGACGCGCAAGACGGCGCCGAUCAAACCAUUCCGGAAUCGGCCUCGUUCGCCCUCCUGUGGUCGCUUCUUGGCGCUUUCGGAGCUAUUUUGAUCGCCGUGGCGUGUUACGUGUACGUGCGAAGACGACGAAAUCUUGGCGAGAAGGUGGAGAGUACGAAGACGGGCGAAAUCGGAGCUGGAACUACGAGUACGUUGGAAGAUUUGAAUACAACGAUUUCACCAAUAAAAUCGACGAUGAGACGACGAGCGACACCAACAAAAUCCCGGCACGUGACGGGAGAGGCUCCAAUAUUUGCGCACAGUACGGCGUUCGCGCGCGGCGCGGUGUCACGUGUCGAUUCGCUCGGCGCGGCGUUACGUCGAGAAGACUCGCUCGCCGAAAAUGGCAAACACGUGACACUGCACGUGAAUCGCACGCAAGACAGCGAAGAAUUUCAUCAACACGCGCUUGAGAUAAACGAGCGAUCGGACGCGUACGACACCGCGACGUCGGACUGUGAAUACGAGUAUCAAGAGGAACAACACGUCGAACUCACCGCCGGCGAUUUUGCAAACGAAAUCAUGAGAGCGUCAUCGUAUCCAAUCGAGCGCAAAGCGUCCGAGUGCAGAGACGACACUUUCAGAUUUAUUUCGAACGACGAGCUCGAUCGAUACGUGCAAGUCAUCGAGCGACUCGGCGCCGGUGGGCAUUCGAGUGUCUACAUGGCAAAGUGGGGUGAACGACAAGUGGCACUGAAGAUGCUGCACGAUGAAAAUGCUUCAUCAAUGCAGAGCGAGAUUGAAAUCAUGCGCGCUAUCGACCACCCAAACAUUGUGAAGAUUUUCGGCGCGUGCCAAUCACCGGCGUGUCUCAUUUUACAGAUCGUACACGGAGGAAGCCUUUACGAAGUGUUGCACUGCUCGCCGAACAGGCGAGGAGUAGGUCUCGCCGAGGACAAGGCGCUGCCCAUCGCUCGGGACAUCGCGAGCGCAAUGACGUAUUGUCACGAGUUAACGCCGAAAAUCAUUCACCGAGAUCUCAAGCCACAAAACGUCUUAAUCGAGCAAGAGACCCUACGCGCGUACUUGGCUGACUUUGGUGUCUCUCGACAAGUCUCAACUCGACUCAACACUAACAGUUAUGGCGCGGGCACAGUGAACUACAUGGCGCCCGAAUUAUUCGGCGACGAGAGAGCGGACGAAAAGGUCGACGUGUAUUCGUUCGCAAUGAUCCUUUACGAGACACUCACGGGGAAACAGCCUUGGGUGGGGUUAAACGCGGUGCGAAUCGCGUCGAUUCUCCUCGAGAACGCUACAGAAACGUCUCGCCCGGCGCUCCCGCCGAGCGCCGAGCUCAACUUGCGAGCGUCCACGCUCGAGCUCAUCCAAAAGUGCUGGCGAUUCGAUCCGAGGUCGCGCCCAUCGUUUCGCGAGAUCCUCACCGAGCUUGAGCAAGUGCUCUGA